This is a messenger RNA of Pungitius pungitius (ninespine stickleback), 1101 nucleotides long. Its product is annotated as caspase b-like. The record is from RefSeq and is a predicted model, not a curated record. The transcript has 3 exons. Bases 72 to 518 code for a protein of 148 amino acids. NCBI's taxonomy places the organism in Eukaryota, Metazoa, Chordata, Actinopteri, Perciformes, Gasterosteidae.
CUGAAACCGAAAGUGAAGUUACCUACUACAUUUUCUUCGGCUCGGCUCGUCGGUGUCUCGUCUGAGCAGACAUGUCGGUUAGAAAGCUGCUGCUUGAGGUUCUGGAAGAUUUGCUUCAAGAAGACUUCAAAACCUUUAAGUGGCACCUCGGGGACGUCGUCCUGAAAGACCUUGAGCCGAUCCCCAAAUCCCGCCUGGAGGCCGCGGACCGAACCGACACCGUGGGAAGGAUUUUGGAGAGCUACGGCGAAAAAGACGGCGUGAGGAUCACCGUGGAGGUCCUGAAGCUCAUCCGCUACUGUCACUCUGCAGAGAAGUUGAUGAACACAUACAAAGCAGGAGGAGGGGCAGCUUCAUCCUCUGCACCUGGUGGUGCACCUGGUGGUGCAGCUCCUGCGGCUCCAUCAGCACCUGCUGUUGCUCCGUCCACCAUGACGGCUCAGGACCAAGGUGUCCUCUUCGCCCCGUUAUUCGCCGGGGGCACCGUUGGGACAAUGAAUGUAACCAUAAACAAAUGAAAGACAUCUAGAUUAAGGGAAUACACACUCAGGUUUUUUUUUCUUUUUUCAACGUAAUUCAAUUUCUUUUUGUUAUUGCCCAGAUUGAGAUUCACUGUGGUUCACCACAAACAGUUGAGCCUUUGCUAAGCCCCUCCCCCUCGCCGCUGCUCCACCCGACCGUACGGCCGACGCUGACCCAAAGUCGGCCGCAGUUUGAGACCCACGAUGCGAAGGCUCUCUGUGGUCCUGAUGUCAUCAGAGAGCUCGGACAGCAAAGUUAAUAAUUAUAGUGAUAGCAAUAGUUGUGUGUUGUAGAAAUACACAAUUGUACUAUAAACAUUUGCCAUUUUAAAAUGUUUACUGUAGAAAUACAUGUAUUUAUAAAACACCUGAUAUUAAAGAUGUGUUUUUUUUAAGCAUCAACAGGCAGCUGUUAAUUGCCUGUGGACCGAUGGGGCUUUUUCUAGUCCUCGUUUGGAGAAAUAUACAAAUAUACAACUUUUGUUUAUUGAAUCGUUUUUUCAUAACUUUUUCAUCUCGGAUACCUCUUCAAGUCCACCCUUUUUUAAUAAAUGAAGCAGAACUUUGGGAGAGGAGUGAA